Messenger RNA from Liolophura sinensis, 1711 nucleotides. RefSeq names its product tRNA (cytidine(32)/guanosine(34)-2'-O)-methyltransferase-like. Lineage: Eukaryota; Metazoa; Mollusca; Polyplacophora; Chitonida; Chitonidae. Gene Ontology annotation, biological process: cytoplasmic translation; tRNA methylation. Gene Ontology annotation, molecular function: tRNA methyltransferase activity. Gene Ontology annotation, cellular component: cytoplasm. The record is from RefSeq and is a predicted model, not a curated record. The coding region runs from base 158 to 1207 and encodes 349 amino acids. The transcript is spliced from 11 exons.
AAUAACAGCUGCACUUAUCCAUUCCUAACAGCCUGUGUCAAAAUGCUGAAUUUAAAUUAGGUACUGUUCUUGUACGAGAUUUUUCUACCUUGCUAGACCAUGGAAGUAGCCCGAGGUGUUACAUGUUCGGGUGAGCAGAGAGGCUGAAUGAGCAGGCAUGGGGAAGUGUUCAAAAGAUAAAAGAGACAUCUACUACAGACUGGCAAAGGAAGAAGGGUGGAGAGCUCGCAGUGCCUUUAAACUUCUACAGAUAGAUGAAAAUUUUAAAAUAUUUCAAGGUGUACAGAAGGUUGUUGAUCUGUGUGCAGCACCAGGAAGCUGGAGUCAAGUCCUCUCUAGGAAGCUCAGGGGAGAAGCUGGUGACAAAUCUGAUGCCAAAAUUGUAGCUGUUGACCUCCAAGCCAUGGCCCCCAUCCCUGGUGUCAUUCAGCUGCAAGGGGACAUAACCAAGAAGUCGACAGCACAGGCCAUCAUUGGUCACUUUGAGGGUGAACAGGCUGACCUGGUGGUAUGUGAUGGGGCCCCUGAUGUAACUGGUCUACAUGACAUAGAUGAAUACAUACAAGCACAGUUACUCCUUGCUGCCCUCAACAUCACAACUCAUGUUCUGAAGAAAGGAGGCACAUUCAUUGCAAAGAUUUUUCGUGGAAAAGAUGUCACAUUACUCUAUUCCCAACUGAAGAUUUUUUUCCCAGAAGUGACGAUAUUCAAACCAAGAAGCAGUAGAAACUCUAGCAUUGAGGCGUUUGUGGUUUGCCGGGCCUACUCACCUCCACAGGGCUAUGUACCUAACAUGUCCAAUCCACUUCUAGAUCAGCAGUAUGAUGUUGAUUUUAACAACUUAGAGGGGCCAAACAGAGUGAUUGUUCCUUUUCUGGCCUGUGGUGACCUGAGUGGUUUUGAUUCAGACAGAACAUACCCACUGGAGCUUGAGCCUGGGAAAGGGUAUAAAUACCACCCUCCUACUCAGAGCCCUAUCAACCCACCCUACAAAGAGGCAUGUUACCUGAGGAAAAACGACCUGCUGUCAAAACCAGCCACAGCAUUUCCCCCACCCCCCACCAGUCAGUCACGUGACCCACUAACAAAUGAAAUAUGUCCGGUUUCUGAUGUUAAAGCAUUGACAAAAAUUGAAAGUAUUGGUGAUACACAAGAACUUCAAGGAGCCUGCUGUGGAAUAGAAAGCCUGGAUUUGACUCCAUCAUGAUUUGAAGGUGUUUUGCUGUACAUGAAAAAAAAGGCUUGCUUAAUUUUCAUCGAUAGACUGAUAUUAGUUGAUAUUAGCUCUGCAGAAGGAACUUUAAGGGUGUCAUUUGGGCCAUGGUUUUGUCAAAUAAAUUAUGCAUUAUUUCUGAAAGGAAAAGUGUUUCUGGUUUAUGACAAUAAUUCUAAAAAUAUUUUCAAUCCAUGGAAUUUCACAGUAUGGCAGGAGUUUGAAGUUCACGUCAGAGUCUUAUCACCAAGUUUACUAACUUAAUUAUUUAUUUCUAGAAGUCAAUCCUGGACAAAAAUUUAAUAUGGAUUCAGGCAUUUCAGUCAAACAUUGCACAAAUCACCAUUGCGAAAAUUGCCAUUGUGCAAACCAGCACUGUGCAAAUCACCAUUUUGCAAAUCACCACUUUACAAAUAACAAGUGUGCGAAUCACCAAUGUGCAAAUCACCUUUGUCUAAAUCGCCUUUGUCUUAGUGAGUAGUUUUUCCCCCAUUUUGU